Funneliformis mosseae is the source of this 1182-nucleotide messenger RNA. Lineage: Eukaryota; Fungi; Glomeromycota; Glomeromycetes; Glomerales; Glomeraceae. The record is from the annotation of a GenBank genome assembly.
AUGAAGUUACUCCUCGAAGAAUUAUUUAAUCAUGUUCGAGAUUACUUGGUUGAAAAGAAAUCUACCUGGGUAAAGCAAGAGGUCAGACAAAAUUUCGUCCUAAUCCUCAAUGCCGUAUUUAGACUUCCUGGCUGCAAGAGGCUGCAAGAUUGUUGUCUCGAAUUAAUCUGCGCAAAUCCACAACUAAUCAUUACCUCGAAAAGCUUUACAUCGUUAGAUGUAAAUUAUUCCAGACUUUCAAGAGACCUCUCUUUGAGAUUAAAUGAUGGUGAUGAUUUCAACGUGAUCAUUCAGAUUAGUGAAGAUAAAAAUGCAAAAUCAUUCCGAGCACAUUCGAUUAUUUUACGAGCUCGUUCUUCAUAUUUUAAACGCGUUCUUUCGGUUACAAAGAAGAAUGACCUGAUCACGCAAUAUAAACCUAACUUCACUCCGGUCGUUUUUAACAUGAUCUUAACGUACAUUUACUCGGGUGAACUUUACUUGAUCAAAACUUCAGCCGAUGAUACCUUUGGAUUAUUAAUUGCAGCCGACGAUUUACUCCUUGAAGAAUUAUUCAUACAUGUCCAAGAUCACUUGAUCGAAGAACAUACCGAUUGGAUUGAACAAAAUUUCUCAAUCAUUUCACCACCACGACUUCGAAGGAUUCAAUCGAAAAUCGUCAACCCAGAGCUUACUUAUAUAAUUGCUCGUUGGAUCGAAAGACGUAAUGAAAGCUACCCUUUACUUAGGAAAAAAUAUAAGUUCGAGCUUCUUUAUCGCGGAACUCGAGAUGAACUCAAUGCUGAUUCAUUUCGUAAAAAGUAUAGUAAUCAUGGUCCAUGUUUAGUAUUAUUCAAGCAACAUAUGUCACCAGUAAUUUAUGGAGAAUAUAAUCCACUAAAGUUUGUUCCAAGGAGUCGAUGGUAUAGUGAACAAAAUAGCUUCAUAUUUUCAUUUGAAAAUGAUCAGGAUACUACAAAUAUGAGAAUAAGCCGUUUGUUAGAGUUUGACAAUAGGUUAAAAAGAUGUGUCAGUUAUGCAAGGAAUGAAUGGAUUAAUAAUAAAUUUUAUUUCGCCAGUACGUUUCGUAAGAUGGAUCAUUUUGUUUAUCCAAACUUUUCAGGUUAUUAUGAUCAUAAGGUACAAAGUGAUGUUAAAUUUAUUCCGGAGGAAAUUGAAGUUUUUAAUGUAAAUAUUUUGUAA